Molecule: messenger RNA, 1580 nt
Organism: Syzygium oleosum
Lineage: Eukaryota; Viridiplantae; Streptophyta; Magnoliopsida; Myrtales; Myrtaceae
Exons: 5
Coding region: 37-1122 (361 amino acids)
Biological process (GO): tRNA pseudouridine synthesis
Molecular function (GO): pseudouridine synthase activity; RNA binding
Source: RefSeq, a predicted model, not a curated record
UGAGCCCACCGGGCCGUGAAGAUCCGGGCUUUUUCCAUGUCGAUUCGCGUCGUUGGGGAUGACGGAUCAGGACGACGUCGAGAGCCCACACGGCGGCGAGGACCUGCGGUACUCCGAAGCCCAUCUCUCAACUCGAAAGAUCAGCCUGGCCUCUCGCCGGCGUGGAUACGUCCUUCGGUGUCGUGGGGUGUUGUGGGGAGGGUCGUGAAUGUCGAGCUUGAGGAUGUGCCGUGCAGUGGGCCUUCCUCCUCCUCCUCCUCCUCCUCCUCUGCACCUCAACGGCAACUCCUCUUCGAGCGCGAGCGACAGCGUCGACAUGGCUGGCAAUAUCAGCAAUCUCCACCCACCAUACAAUGUAUCAUGGAAAAAGCUUUGACUCAAAUCACAAAGGUGGAAAGGGAGGAUCUCCAUCUGGUUGGUGCAGGCAGAACAGAUGCAGGAGUUCAUGCCUGGGGUCAGGUAGCACACUUUGUUACACCUUUUAAUUAUGACAGCUUGGAUACCCUCCAUGCUGCUCUUAAUGGUCUUCUUCCAUCUGAUAUCCGUGUAAGAGAGAUUAGCCCUGCAGUCCCUGAAUUUCAUGCCAGAUUUUCCGUGAGAAGCAAGAUUUAUCACUACAAAAUAUACGAUGAUACUGUCAUGGACCCGUUUCAGCGGUAUUAUGCUUAUCACAGUGCUUACAGGCUAAACCCAGAAGCGAUGAAAGAAGCUGCUAAAUAUUUUAUUGGAAGACAUGAUUUUUCUGCUUUUGCAAAUGCAUCACACAAUGACCGAGCACCAAAUCCUGUAAAAAAUAUAUUCAGUUUUGAUGUCAUUGAAAAGGGAGCUCUUUUACAGAUAGAGGUUGAAGGUACUGGAUUUAUGUAUAGACAAGUGCGAAACAUGGUCGCUCUGCUUAUACAAAUUGGAAGGGAAGCAAUACCUCCUGGUAUCGUUCCCAUGAUUUUAGCAUCUCGGGACCGGAAGGAGUUAGCCAAAUAUUCGUUGUCUGCCCCACCUCAUGGGCUCUGUCUUGUAGCUGUCAACUACAUCGAACAGCAUAUGCAGCUUCCAUCAGGUUGCCCUCCUAAGAGUUUGGGAAGGAGUCGUACCGUGAGCAGGUGCAAGCUUCCGUGCUACUAGAGGAGCCAGAUUUUUUGUUCGAUUGCUGGUUUAAUCGGUGACAAGCAGACGGUGAUUCGUGCGUCAAAAUGAAAAUUUGAGGUCUUGUCAGUUUGAUGCCAGAUGUUGACGAUUGAAAGAUGAUCUCCUGUAGGUCUUUGGAUAUGGCCUUGGGGAUGCUUGAUUACGUACAGGUUUGACAGUUAUCAUUCCGACCGCCAAGUUCCGAAGUUGUGACCGUUUGCUAGGAUUAACUUUGCUUCACAUUCAAGUUCCUCAAUCAUUGCUACUGGGGAUUCUGAAAGCAAACAAUGUCGAGCGAUGACUUCUGAUUUAUUCUAGAAUUCUGUUCAUGUAAUUGAGAGAAAGAGGGAGAGAGAGAGAGUUUGAUAUUGUAUCUGUACAAGAAUGCCAUCCUAUUAUGUAUCAGAACAGAGAUAUUCAGUUCAUCAAUAUCAUUGUGCAUGGUGGAGGAGGAA